Messenger RNA from Ochotona princeps (American pika), 4011 nucleotides. RefSeq names its product diacylglycerol kinase delta (gene DGKD). Gene Ontology annotation, molecular function: ATP-dependent diacylglycerol kinase activity; protein binding. Gene Ontology annotation, biological process: lipid phosphorylation; diacylglycerol metabolic process; intracellular signal transduction. The transcript has 30 exons. Lineage: Eukaryota; Metazoa; Chordata; Mammalia; Lagomorpha; Ochotonidae. Bases 35 to 3691 code for a protein of 1218 amino acids. The record is from RefSeq and is a predicted model, not a curated record.
CCCCCGCCCGCGGUGCGCGCGCUGGCCCGGCAGCAUGGCGGCGGCGGCGGGCGCCCCUCAGCCGGGUCCGCCUCAGCCGUCUCCGCCGCCGCCGCCCGAGGAGUCGUCGGACAGCGAGCCCGAGGCGGAGCCCGGCUCCCCGCAGAAGCUCAUCCGCAAGGUGUCCACGUCGGGCCAGAUCCGCCAGAAGACCAUCCUCAAAGAGGGCAUGCUGACCAAACAGAACAACUCAUUCCAGCGAUCAAAAAGGAGGUACUUCAAGCUUCGAGGACGAACGCUGUACUAUGCCAAAACUGCCAAGUCGAUCAUAUUUGACGAGGUGGAUCUGACAGAUGCCAGCGUGGCCGAGUCCAGCACCAAAAACGUCAACAACAGCUUCACGGUCAUCACUCCAUGUAGGAAGCUCAUCCUGUGUGCGGACAACAGGAAAGAGAUGGAAGACUGGAUCGCGGCCCUGAGGACUGUCCAGAGCAAGGAGCAUUUUGAGCCCACACAGUACAGCAUGGACCACUUCUCAGGGAUGCACAACUGGUACGCCUGCUCCCAUGCCAGGCCGACCUACUGCAAUGUGUGCCGGGAGGCGCUCUCUGGUGUCACGUCCCAUGGGCUGUCCUGUGAAGUGUGCAAGUUCAAGGCCCACAAACGGUGUGCUGUGCGCGCAACCAAUAACUGCAAGUGGACCACGCUGGCCUCCAUCGGGAAGGACAUCAUUGAGGAUGAGGAUGGGAUUGCCAUGCCCCACCAGUGGCUAGAGGGAAACCUGCCGGUGAGCGCCAAGUGCAUCGUGUGCGACAAGACCUGUGGCAGUGUGCUGCGCCUGCAGGACUGGCGCUGCCUGUGGUGCAAAGCUAUGGUACACACAUCGUGCAAGGACUCCUUACUGACCAAAUGCCCGCUGGGCCUGUGUAAAGUGUCCGUCAUCCCUCCCACGGCCCUCAACAGCAUCGACUCUGAUGGGUUCUGGAAGGCUACUUGUCCUCCGUCCUGCACCAGCCCCCUGCUGGUCUUUGUCAAUUCCAAGAGCGGAGACAACCAGGGUGUGAAGUUCCUCCGAAGAUUCAAGCAGCUGCUGAACCCCGCCCAGGUCUUUGACCUCAUGAAUGGCGGGCCACACCUUGGCUUACGGUUGUUCCAGAAGUUUGACACGUUCCGGAUCCUGGUUUGUGGCGGGGAUGGCAGUGUGGGCUGGGUCCUCUCUGAAAUCGACAGCCUCAACCUUCACAAACAGUGUCAGUUGGGAGUUCUGCCCCUCGGGACGGGGAACGACCUGGCCCGUGUGCUUGGCUGGGGCUCAGCCUGUGACGAUGACACGCAGCUCCCGCAGAUCCUGGCGAAGCUGGAGAGGGCAAGCACCAAGAUGCUGGACAGGUGGAGCGUCAUGGCGUACGAGACCAAACUGCCCCGGCAGACCUCCUCGUCCACUGUCACUGAGGACUUCAGUGAGGAUUCCGAGGUGCAGCAGAUUCUCUUCUAUGAAGACUCGGUGGCAGCCCAUCUCUCCAAGAUCCUGACCUCAGACCAGCACUCAGUGGUGAUCUCCUCCGCCAAGGUGCUUUGUGAGACUGUGAAGGACUUUGUGGCCCGGGUCGGGAAGGCCUACGAGAAGGCGACAGAGAGCUCGGAGGAGUCUGAGGUCAUGGCCAAGAAGUGCUCCGUCCUCAAAGAGAAGCUGGAUUCCCUCCUCAAGACACUGGACGAUGAGUCCCAGGCCACGUCCUCACUGCCCAACCCGCCCCCGACCAUCGCCGAGGAGGCUGAGGACGGGGAUGGGGCGGGUGGCAGCUGUGGCUCUGCUAUGGGCCGCUCCGUGGGCCCAGCAUGCCCGGCCCGGCCCCAGAUCUUCCGGCCUCGGGAGCAGCUCAUGCUGAGAGCCAACAGCCUGAAGAAGGCCGUUCGCCAGAUCAUCGAGCAUGCCGAGAAAGCCGUCGAUGAGCAGAACGCCCAGACCCAGGAGCAGGAGGGUUUUGUCCUGAGCUUCUCCACACCCGAUGAGAAGAAAGACCUGAAGGCGGAGGACCGGGCGUGCGUGCCUCUGCUCCCCGGCGAGGGCUGUGGGGCCACCAAGGGCAGGAGCCUCCGCAAAGCGUCCAGGUCCCCCUGUGAGAAGCUGAUGAGCAAAGGAGGUGUGGCCCCGGGCAGCUCGGCCUCUCUUCCUCCCCAUACUGGAGCCCGGGAUGGGCUGCCUGCACUCAACACCAAGAUCCUGUACCCAAGUGUCCGUGCCGGCAUGUCUGGCUCCCUGCCUGGGGGCUCAGUCAUCAGCCGCCUGCUGAUCAGUGCUGACCCCUUCACCUCAGAGCCAGAGAACCUAGAGUGUUACACAGAGAAGUGUGUCAUGAACAACUAUUUUGGCAUUGGCCUGGAUGCGAAGAUAUCCCUGGAUUUCAACAACAAGCGGGACGAGCACCCAGAGAAGUGCAGGAGCAGGACCAAGAACAUGAUGUGGUAUGGGGUUCUUGGCACCAAAGAAUUGCUACAUCGAACCUACCGGAACCUGGAGCAGAAGGUUCUGCUGGAGUGUGACGGGCGGCCCAUCCCCCUCCCCAGUCUGCAGGGGAUUGCUGUGCUCAACAUUCCCAGCUAUGCCGGGGGGACCAACUUCUGGGGAGGCACCAAGGAGGAUGACACUUUCACGGCACCGUCUUUCGAUGACAAGAUCCUGGAGGUGGUGGCUGUGUUUGGCAGCAUGCAGAUGGCAGUGUCCCGCGUCAUCAGGCUGCAGCAUCACCGAAUCGCCCAGUGUCGCACAGUGAAGAUCUCCAUCCUGGGGGAUGAGGGCGUCCCGGUGCAGGUGGAUGGGGAGGCCUGGAUCCAGCCCCCAGGCUACAUCCGCAUCAUCCACAAGAACCGGGCACAGACGCUCACCCGAGACCGGGCCUUCGAGAACACCCUCAAAUCGUGGGAGGACAAGCAGAAGUGUGAGCUGCCACGGCCACCAUCCUUCUCACUGCACCCCGAGAUCCUGUCUGAGGAAGAGGCCACCCACAUGGACCAGUUUGGGCAGGCUGCGGGGGUCCUCAUUCACAGUAUCCGGGAGAUAGCUCAGUCGCACCGAGACAUGGAGCAGGAACUUGCACACGCGGUCAAUGCCAGCUCCAAGGCCAUGGACCGAGUAUAUGGCAAGCCCAGAGCUGCUGAGGGGCUUAAUGGCAGCUUUGUCGUGGAGAUGGUGAACAACAUGCGUGCCCUGCGCAGCGAGACGGAGCUGCUGCUGGCUGGGAAGAUGGCCCUGCAGCUGGAGCCCCCCCAGAAGGAGCGACUGGGGGCCGCCCUGGCCGAGAUGGACCAGCAGCUCAGAAAGCUGGCUGACAUGCCUUGGCUGUGCCAGCUCCCGGAGCCCAGUGACGAAGAGACUGGGAUGCUGGACCCCUCCAAACGCGGCCGCAGUGGCAAGUUCCGCCUGGUGACCAAGUUUAAGAAGGAGAAAACCAACAAGGACAGAGCAGCUCUGGGCCGCCUGGGAGCCCCUGUGCACCUCUGGGGGACAACGGAGGUGGCUGCCUGGCUGGAGCGCCUCGGCCUCUGUGAGUAUAAGGACACCUUCACAAGGCACGACAUCCAGGGCUCCGAGCUCCUGCACCUGGAGCGCAGGGACCUCAAGGACCUCGGCGUGACCAAAGUGGGCCACGUGAAGAGGAUCCUGUGUGGGAUCAAGGAGCUGAGCCGGAACACACCUGCCGCCGAGGCCUAGCCUCUGCCUUCUUGGCCUGCGUGCCCUGGGCCUCCCGCCACUGAAGCCCAGGCCCUCCUCAUGGUGCUAUCCCCUUGCCGGUGGCACGAAGCCUCUCCUGCGCCCCUCACAGCUCUAGGGGCUCGGACACACCAACAUGGCUACCUACUGGGUGGACUGUGUGUGCCCAGCUCCCCUCGCCCACCGUGUCCUGCAGGCCUCACUCUGUUGUUGAACAGCCAUGUGUGUGGCACCAACACCCCAGGCUCGGGCGGCCCCGCUGUGCUGCUGGCUGAGGGCCGAGGUGUGCUCUCCUGGGCAGGACCUAGGACCAGAACUGG